This is a messenger RNA of Paramuricea clavata, 4815 nucleotides long. NCBI's taxonomy places the organism in Eukaryota, Metazoa, Cnidaria, Anthozoa, Malacalcyonacea, Plexauridae. The record is from the annotation of a GenBank genome assembly.
AUGAAUGAACCUGAACAUCGAGACCAGUCUUCAGAUAAAAAAUCCAGUCCUGGAAUUUCAAAGUCAAAUAUCUUCACUGCAGUAUUAGAAGAUUUAAAUUUAGAUCUUAACUCAAAGCUAAUUUUAAAUAAAGCACGAACAGUUGAUACCCAUACACUAAACGAUGACAAGUUAACUUCCCCAAAUCAAAUACCUGAUUACAUUUUAAAAAAUCUAAUGAUAAUUAAUCACCAUACGCGAGAAUUUAAAUUAACCCAUGUAACCUCAGAAGAAGAUAAAACUAAAACAAAAAAAUCUGAUGAUAGCGAAGAUGAAGAUGAAAAUGAAAAUGAAAGCGAAGGUAAAGAUGUAGCAGGAAUAAAUCCGAUGGAUUCAUUAAUAGCAGUUUUUCAUUGCUCAGAUUAUUUUUUGCGACGGCAUCUUGCCAUAAAACUGUCCGCUUGUCAACUUAGUGUCCCUUUUCUUCUUCCAAAUCCGGAGAAGCCGGCUGACGACAUCACAAUUUUGCUCUCGGCCUUAGAAAGCAUCACGAAAAAUUGGACAGGAGUACAAGAAGUAUUUGCGACCGAACAUCCAUUUCCGGUGGUUUCUUUCAUUCGAAUUGGCAAAAGUACCAUUUCGAAAUCAUCCUUGAUAAAUAAAAUUAUGACCGACGGUAUCGGAGACCAUGACUUCUUUUUUCACAAAGGUAUCAAAGGCGGCGACACUGUAAGAAAAAUCGUCGAUGGAUUGGUUGAAUUGGCUUGGCAUCUUCCUGGCGGGAAUGAAGAACAAACACUAAAAACAGCAAUUUGUUUUGCAAAUCUGCGGGGAGACGCCAAAAAUUUCAAGAAGCAGUUAAAUUUCCUGUCGAAGAUCUCAUCCGUGUUUUGUAUCUUACUACCCUCGGAAUAUCCAGAUGAAACCACGAGGAACAUUUUAGACGAGGCAGCGCAUUUCAAAGCACAAACCAUUCUGAUAUUUGAUGCCAAAAACCAAACUUACGCAGAGGAAUGCUUUAAUGAUUUAAGAAACAAACACAAUAAGAAACUGUCUUUGAUAACAAGGGCCAAGAAAUCGAAUGAACACAAUUUUUUCCAAGGAAUACGACAACUUAUUCAGAAGUACAUACUUAAAGUGAAGGAAAUCCCACUUGUUAAGCUUGCGUCCUGUGCUAGUGAACUUGGAAUUCACCUUGAUGGUUGCGAACCACAUCUGGAAUUGGAAGAAAGCGUGAACACUUGGUUAGAAAUGGAAUCCCCUUUCGCUAAAGAUCUAUUAAAAUUGCAAACUCACGUCCCAGUUUUGGCAAACUUGGAACGUGAAAAAUAUUUUCCAAAUCAAGAAAGUAACAAAUCUAAAAGAAUGGAGGAAAUUUAUAGAGAAGAAAUGAAAGAAAUGAAAGCUCAAAAAAAAUCCUUUGAUAGCCUGGACAAUCGAAUUAUUCAAUUUCUAAAUUGUAUUGCAGCGAUGGAUGAAAGUCAACAAAAUUACGCCUUGAGUAAAUUGAAGCAUCAGUUAGAUAAGAGGUCUCUGGCAAAAGUGCAUAGUGAAAAGAAAAUUUGUCAGGAAAACUGGAAAGCACUGUUAUCUAAAGAGGAACAUGCAAAUCAGUUAGAAGAAGCAACCACAAAAUGGUCGUUCGGUUUAGAACACAUAACUAGAGAACUUGCUCAACUGUUCCAACAUAGAGAUAUCUGCAACACAUACGACUAUGUAUGUGUAGCCGCAAAUAUGCUACUUUCAGGACACUCCCUUGAGCUGGUAGACGGCCAUUCUUUGUACCUUCCUCUGCGAUGGUUUGAAGCUGUUUUUACUAAAUUAAAGCUUGAAACAAACGAUGCCAAAAUAUUUGUAAUUUCUGUUUUAGGAAUUCAAAGUUCAGGUAAGUCAACUAUGCUAAACACAAUGUUUGGUCUAGAUUUUCCAGUACGUUCAGGUAGGUGUACUCGCGGCGCAUUUGUUAAUCUUAUUCCAGUAAGUGAUGAACUUAAAACUGCGUCAAAUUUUGAUUAUCUGUUGAUCAUUGAUACUGAAGGUCUUAGAGGAUCCGGAGAUCCCGAAUUGCGAAAGCAUGAUAACAAAUUAACAACUUUUGCAAUUGGUGUGGCCGAUCUAACCAUAGUAAAUGUGUUUGGUGAAAAUUGCAACGAAAUAAAAGAAUUCUUGGAAAUAGCCGUCCAUGCAUUUUUAAAGAUGACGCUUGUCAAAGACAAGAAAGCUUGCAAAAUUGUUCACCAAAAUGUUGCAGCUGCCGAUGCCCCAUACAAUUUGACCGCCAACCGUUUAAAGCUCAAAAGCGAUCUCGAUAAAAUGGCGAAGCUUGCUGCCAGUCAAGAAAAUUGUGAAGAUAAAUUUCAAAAUUUAAAUGAUAUUAUUUCAUUCGAUGAAAACAAAGACGUGUUUUAUUUACCCGGCCUUCUAAAAGGUAACCCACCAAUGGCACCAGUAAACCCUGAGUAUGGAAGAGCUGUUGAAAGAGUAAAAGAAAACAUCAUUCUAAUGAUGCGUUCAAAAGAAAGAUAUAAACUUUCUGUAUCUCAGUUUCAAGAGAGGGUCUGCAACCUCUGGGAAGCCAUGUUGAAGGAAAAUUUCAUAUUUAGCUUCCGCAAUACGAUCGAGAUAAGAGCCUAUAAAUCUUUAGACCGAAAAUUCUUCGAGCAAUCCGUCAAUGUGAUGGCAAGAGGAAUGGCAGAGCUGGAGAGAAAAAUUGAAGUAGCUAUAAACAAGUGCACAACACGAAAAGAAUUUGAGGCUAGACGAGAGUUGAGUAUUAAAGACAUACGUAAUGAAGCCGACGCACUUGCGACAGAAAUAGAACGCGCAAUGGAAGUCUUUUUUGAAACCAGUGAAGAUAAAGCAACCCUGGAACAAUGGAGACAAAACAUAGUGAAUAGAAUUAAACAACAAAAAGAAAACCAAGUGAUGGACGUCAAAAGAAAUUGCUCAGCAACAUUUGAUCAUUGGGAAAAUCGACAAAAACUUGCAGAAAAGAAACAAAUUUAUGCAGAUGAGCUUCUAAAAAAAGCUAAAAGGUUUAUCACAACUUCAGCUGAUAAUACUAAAGAUGAAGAACAAUGCAAGGCGAAAUUCCAGCAAGAAUGGCAGCAAUGGAUUGCAGAGAUUCCCGAAUGUGAAGAAAGGAAGAGAAAUGUGAACAACGAAAUGGCGAAUGUUCUUUGCGACACAAAUUCCAAUCUAAAUACUGAAAUGACAGAGAAAUUAAGAAUGGAAACGUUUUCAAUAUUAAAAUUUAAAGAAAUGACUCCAGUGAUUGAUAUUGGUCAACUGAGCAUUAGGCAGUCGUUCCGGAAGGUUAUUAGUAACAUUGGUUCGCAUUUUAACAAUAUUACUAACAAUAUCACUAGCAAGAUUACACAACAACAACAACAACAACAACAACAACAACAACAACAACAACAACAACAACAACAACAACAACAACAACAACAAAAACAACGACAAAAAUGUCUUUCUGCUGCUAAAAAUGUAUGUGACGAAGCAAAAGAACGGGGGAUUAAUUUUGCUAAAUCGACAUCAACAUUGGGUGUUAGAUGUAGACCCAAUGACCUCAAAGAAUUGUAUCGCGAGAUUAUUACCAUUAUAGAAGAAGAGUCAGAAAAAUGUCAUUUUAAAUUCAAUAACUGUUUGAAAUGUGACAUCGUGCUCUAUACUUUUGCCAACGUUUACGAAAUUUUUGAUCGCAUGGAAGAAGACUUCUUGAAAAAACGGGACUUUAGAAGUCAGCUGGACAAAGACAUGCGAAAUUCAUUAGAAGACCAAUUUAUGGAUUUUUGCAAGAAGAUAGGGAAAGAAGUGUCGGCUGCUUCUUCAAUCGUUAAUGCACUUAAAAAGCCAAUUAAAUCACAGCUGAAGCGGACCAUGGGUCCUGCGGUGGCAAAAAAAAUGAUGGACGUUAACACAAAGUACCAGAGCAAAAGCCAAUUUCAUGCUAGUGUCCUCAUUCAACUUGGAGAGAAUCGCAAGUUUGAAUCAUACAUUCCUUAUCUUGAAGAUCCAGUUUACUUUCUAAGAAACCGCUUGGCGAUAUCAGUUCACCUUGAUUGUCUAAAAGGACAUGCCCACGACAUCACCUCACUUUUCAAAGACGAAGUAGAAAAGAUAAAAAAUCAAGUGUUUGCUGCUAUUCCAACAACCAACGGGCUAACAAAACUGAGGUUUUGGAUUCAGCAUUUUGUGAAAAAUUGUACUAUACUUGAAAUCACGGAAGAAAGUUUCCCAACUGUUGUCGACGAUCUGGAAAAUAUUCAUUUGUUUGAGGAAACGUUUCGUAAAAAGGUAACACAAUUUUUGGAAUCACUGGUAGAACGUGGAGUUGAUCGCGAAGCUAUGGGAAGAUGGAAUCCACCGCCACACGAGUACUUGUUCAACUUGAUGUUUGGUUGUCAAAGUUGUUGCCCAUUCUGCAACGUUUUGUGUGAUCACACUAAAGAUCAUCCAGGUAUAAAACACUCUUCACAAAUUCAUCGUCCACAGGGUCUAAAAAAUAUCGAAAGCGUUAAAACAGAAAUGUUAGACGUUACCAUUUGCACUACCUGGAUGGCCAAAAAAAACGGGGAAUUCCGAAAUGAGGAUACAUUUGGAAAAUGGCAUAAAUACAGAGAUUACCAGUCAGUCAAUGAUCAUUAUAAGUCCUGGUCAAUCGCACCAGAUCUAACUUUUGAGGGAUCUAUCUAUUGGCAGUGGUUCGUGACUACCUUUUCGAAAGAGUUGGCUGAACAUUUUGACGCCAAGGAACCGACAAUCCCCGAACUUUGGAAAAGCCGUUCGUUCCAAGAUGCCAAAGAUCAACUUCGAAAGGAAUACCAAAUUUAA